Molecule: messenger RNA, 3580 nt
Organism: Chelonoidis abingdonii (Abingdon island giant tortoise)
Lineage: Eukaryota; Metazoa; Chordata; Testudines; Testudinidae
Source: RefSeq, a predicted model, not a curated record
CGGUCGCAGCCCUAAUGGUCCGUUCCGCCUGCUCUAUUUAAUCCCCUGCUGCAGCCGCCGCGCUCGCUUCAGUCAAUAGUAGCUGCCGCUGCUGUCGUGCGUGGCCGUGGGCGCGGGCGGGCCGGAGCGGACCGGACGGUCGCUUCCCGCGGGGCUGAGCCUUGGAGGAUCCCCGCAGCCCUAGAGCCACCAUGCUGCCGCCGGCGCUGACCCUGCUGCUGCUUCUCGGCUGCCUGGCGGCGGGCAGCGGGACCCUCUCGCAGGACGGCACACCAGCUGUAAAGACAAUCCCUGCUGGCCUGGCAAGCAAAGCAACAGAGGAGCUUGCAGAAAUUUAUCAGGGAGCAAGCACAAGUGCAGCAGCAGUUGCUUCAGACACUGAGAGCCAGCCCACAACAUCUGAUGAGACGGUGGUGGCAGGUGGCACCGUGGUGCUGAAGUGCAAGGUGGAGGAUCCCGACGACUCCUCACUGCAGUGGUCCAACCCAGCCCAGCAGACGCUGUACUUUGGGGAGAAACGAGCACUCCGGGAUAACAGGAUCCAGCUGGUGAAGUCCACACCCAAAGAGCUGGCCAUCAGCAUCAGCAACGUGGUGCUGGCGGACGAGGGCGAGUACACCUGCUCCAUCUUCACCAUGCCUGUGCGGACGGCCAAGGCCCUCGUCACCGUGCUGGGAAUCCCCCAGAACCCUCAAAUCUUUGGCUACGAGCUGCCCAUCCGAGAGACAGAGAUGGCCCAGCUGACGUGUAGAUCCUCUGGGAGCAAGCCAGCUGCCCAGCUCCGCUGGAAGAAAGGCAACAAGGAGCUGCAGGGUGGGGCUCCCGAGGUGACGGAAGAUUCCAACGGGAAAACCUUCACUGUCACCAGCCGCAUUGAGUUCACCGUCACCAAAGAAGACAACGACGUGGAGGUGACCUGCACAGUGGAUCAUGAGUCCCUGCAGAACUCAGAGAGAUCCACCAGCCAGAAACUGCAAGUCUACUUUAAACCAACGGCAACGAUCGAGCCGGAUCCCCCCUACCCCCGGGAGGGCGAUGAGCUGCGGCUGCAGUGUGAAGCCCAGGGCAAUCCGAUCCCCCAGGAGUUCCUGUGGACGAAGGAGGGCAGCGAUGUCCCCCUGCAUCUAAACACCAACCGAGUCCUCACCCUCCCCUUCCUCAACAAGAGCGACAGCGGCACCUACAUCUGCAUGGCCACCAGCACCAUGGGCAGUGUCGAAGUGAGGUACAACCUGGACAUCAAUGAUGCCAGCCCGAUCUCUUCCUUCCCCUCUGGCACAUACCAUGCUAUGAUCGGUGGAGUGGUCGCAAUCAUCGUCUUUCUGCUGCUUAGCCUCCUCAUCGUCCUGGCACACUACCUAAUCAGGCACAAAGGUACCUACCUGACUCACGAGGCCAAGGGAUCAGACGAUGCCCCGGAUGCUGACACUGCCAUCAUCAAUGCGGAGGGAGGCCAGGCCAGCGGCGAUGACAAAAAGGAAUAUUUCAUCUAGGGGUGCAGAGUGGAGAGAAGAGAAAUGGAGCCAACAAACCCAGAUGGAAAUGGAAACCGGACCACAAACCCCACUCAACCCAACAGAUUUUCUCUCGUGCCCUGGAUGGAUGGACGAACAGAGGGAUGGCGGGACAGAGACCAGAGAGUGACCGGCUUGAAUCAUGAUGCUUCUUCUCGAACUUGUAUAAAACGUUAUUACUAAAAACAUUGAAAGCCCCACCCCCGUUCGCUUGCUUGUACCUUCAUACCCGUGACCGACACUCGCACUAAACACACAGACGAACCAGUGAGUGAGUGACACUUUCCUUCUUUCCUUUGGCCCCUUUGCUUUGGUUUUGUGGAUGCUCUUUGCUUUGGUUCCUUGGGUUGGAAUGUCGGGUGAGGUCAAUGUCGCUCUUUCCGUUGCUUUCUCCAUUUUUGGUUCCUUUUACGUCCAAGGAUAAAAUCAGCCCUCAUGGUGGCUGCCUGCUGCCAUGGGCCUGGGCAGCCUGGGAUGCCCUUUCUGUUGCUUAUGUUUCCCAUCCAAGAACUGGGGCCACAAAUCCAUUGUGUUCCCCCAUCCUUGGCGCCUGCAUGGUACUCUGAGCCAGACCCACGGGCAUGAACCUGGGCUGAGCAUGGGAGGCGGUGACAUGGGGUCUUUCUCUGUCCCACAGCAGCAAACAAGCCAUGAGAGCCCAGGGGAAUGUCCAGUGAGAGCAAGGAGACAGGGGAGCCACCCAGGCCGGCUCCUCUCCAGAGGGAUGUGCCCUCCCCACAGCAAGUUGGGGAGGGAGGCAGUCUCACUGCCUCAGAGAGCCUGGCACACCCAGCCUGCUGGGGCCCUGCACUGAUUUUAUCCUUGGAGGUUGUGUCUGACAAUGUUCAUUUUGGAGGAGAACUGUCCUGUGUGAUACAUGUACAAAGGGGAGCCAGCUGCCCGGGUGGGAGUCGCUCAUAGGCUCCAGUCCCCACUAAUGCCCAUGGAGAGAGAUUCAAGUGCUGCAAGGUGACUGGCAGUGCUCGUGCAUGGUUCCAAGAAAGGCUGUAAAGUGUCAGAUUGGAGCCAUGACAAUAACUCAUCUGUUGAGAUGCUCAGUGCAAGGAAACCAUCCUUGUGUAUCUUCCCUGUGCCAGGGAGUGAUAGGCAGAGCGAGGCCCUGGCGAGCCAGGUGACAGGGGUGAGAGUGUCCUGGGCCUCCAUGCUGCUGUCAUGCCUUUCCUGCUCUCUGACCGGUCGACCUGCCCCAGCGCCAAGGCCCAGGGAGUAUUUGGAGAUAGAAACCUUGCUAUGAUCACAGGUGACUUGGCCAAGGGGCAUCUUUCUUCUAGGUCACAAAUAGCUGAGCAGCCUCAUUCCCACAAACCAACCACCCAGAAUCUGAACCAUUACAGAACCUGAGCAGUUGCACCAGACAGGGCGAUGGCAACUCCAGCUAGGGCCAGGGGAGGGAAUGAGCUUCGUGGCAGACUAGCCAGGAUCCAGCUCAGCAGCCUGGGAAGUGUGCUCAGGGGCUGAGCGGCACGUGCUCGGGGACAGAGCGAAGUUUGCUCAUCGGACCUCUCAGCUUUGGGAACAGUAAAUUCAGCCAGGGAGCUCCCUCCCCAGGCAAGAGCCUGUGAGCAGCGUCUCAAGCCGCAGGGCUGUUACCUGUUGCCCACUCUCCAGAGUCAUAGCCCUGCUCCCUCUGGAGCCCACAUGGCCCUCACCUGCUGUCUCCCCCUUCAAAGAGCACACACCAUUCCCCACUGAAGAGCCCCAAGCUAGCCCUUAGGAUGGGCGCAGCUAGACAGCCUGGGAAGUGGGUGAGGGGCUCAGCUAGAGCAGACAGACUAUGGGCUGGGGAGACUCAGCUAUUACAGCCAUGCUGGGGGUUCCUCUGAUUCCCAUCUGGGGUGUCCACUGUUAUCAAUGCCCAGGAUUUUAUCAAAAGUCUCCUGAGAUCUGGUGUUUUUUCUCAAAGACCCAACUCCUGGAGUCAUGUGAAUAUCUGAGCCUCUCAGCCUUCAUUUUUAAAAAGUACAUUUCUAGCCCUGCUGGUUGGAGAGAAAAGUUGGAAAACAUGACAGGAAUGUGGCCUAAAGGCUGCAAUAUGAGUAGGCGAA